Messenger RNA from Elephantulus edwardii (Cape elephant shrew), 630 nucleotides. RefSeq names its product ferritin light chain-like. Bases 1 to 630 code for a protein of 209 amino acids. NCBI's taxonomy places the organism in Eukaryota, Metazoa, Chordata, Mammalia, Macroscelidea, Macroscelididae. Gene Ontology annotation, biological process: intracellular iron ion homeostasis; iron ion transport. The transcript has a single exon. The record is from RefSeq and is a predicted model, not a curated record. Gene Ontology annotation, cellular component: cytoplasm. Gene Ontology annotation, molecular function: ferrous iron binding; ferric iron binding.
AUGAGCUCUCAGAUCCGUCAAAAUUAUUCCGCCGAAGCAGAAGCUGGCGUCAACCGUCUGGUCAACCUGCACCUGCAGGCCUCUUACAUCUGCCUCUCUCUGGGUUUUUAUUUUGACCUCGAUGAUGUGGCCUUGGAAGGUAUGGGACACUUCUUCCGCGAGUUGGCUAAUGAGAAGCACGAGGGUGCCAAGCAGCUCUUGAAGCUGCAAAACCAGCGUGGUGGGCGAGUCCUCUUCCAAGAUAUCCAGAAGCCAUUCCAGGAUGAGUGGGGUCAAACCCUGGACACUAUGCAAGCAGCGCUGGCCUUGGAGAAGAACCUAAACCAAGCCCUUCUGGAUCUACACGCCGUGGGUUCCGCCCACACUGACCCCCAUCUCUGUGACUUUCUGGAGAACCACUUCCUGGAUGAGGAAGUGAAACUUCUGAAGAAGAUGGGUGACCAUCUGACUAACAUUAGAAGACUGGGCGGCCCCCAGGCUGGGCUGGGCGAGUAUCUCUUUGAGCGUCUCACCCUCAAGCACCACCAAGGGUUUGCGGGGACUUGCAGGGGAAAACCUCUGUCUCUAUCCCACCCUGAUGUGGAAUCUUAUCCACCCAGAAGCCCUUCGCCCAAGCUUUGGACCAAAUGA